CGUUUGUAACCUCGACGCGAAUUCAUGACGGCACGGCGGCAUAGCGCGGAGAAUCCUCUCUUGGACCACGAGCUCGAAGGAGCGCAUGACAUGCUGCAUACUAGUUCGUCCAUGGGUGACAUACGCGGUGUCCACUUUGACGGUGGUCUCGCUACACCUGAAUCCGACGACAUGACGCAACCCACGGCGGUCUACCGCAGCAUGUUUACGAAGCGCUCGCAGUCGUUCGGCACGCCGUCGUCCGCGCAAAGAGAGAGCUCCAGUUUCGGAUACGACGACAUCACGAUGGGUAUCGGCAUUGGUACUCCGCCGUCGUCCACUCGAUCUAUGCGCGAUGGGUCCCGCGCUUCCGUCCAAGACAUUGCCAAAGAUAUGGUUAUCAAUCGCAAAAUGAUUGACGAAGGCGUGGGACUCGCGCAUCCCGAGGACGUCCGCGACAGCAUUCGCAUGAUCCAGGCGUAUUCCAGGCGCGAGAUGCCACUCGACUGCGACCUGAAGGCUUCUGCGCGCAUUAAAAAGAAGCCAUGUACCCUCAUGCUAUCCCGGGAUGCGUUUGCAUGGUUUCACGGAUCCAAGCGCGUGGGGUUCAUCGACACCGACGACAUUGUCGGGGCAGAAUCAAUCUCGUCGUCGUCCUCCCGCAGCACAUCAUCAUCCUCCUCAUCUUCGUCCUUUCGACUCCAUUACUUUCGCAAGGGCAAAGGCUCCAAGCCGUCGCACGCGCUCCUUCGCACACACCACCAACUGGACGUGGACGCCCCCAGCGAAGCCGUGGCGCGCACAUGGAUCCAGGCCAUCCAGGAACUGGUGCGGUGGCAGGCGCGGGUGCCGCCGACCUCGCAGAAGCGCCGCAUUCGGGUGGUGAUCAACCCGCACUCGGGCUGCCGCGACGCCCCGCGCAUCUGGGAACGCGACGUCAAGCCGCUGUUCGACCUCGCCGGCUUUGACUCUCAUGUGGACCAGACGACGUACGGCGGACAUGCGGUGGACAUGGGGCGCGAGUACUCGACGGCGGAAGGGUACGAAGCGAUCGUGUUUGUGUCGGGCGACGGCACCAUCUGCGAGUACAUGAACGGAUUGCUCGCGCGACCAGAAGCCGAGUGGAAGCAAGUGGUGGCCACCACCCCCAUCUCACUCAUUUCCGCCGGCACCCAAAAUGCAUUUGGAAUGGGGGUCGGAAUUCCCACGACGGCGGCCGCCGUCUACUGCAUCAUCAAGCGCAAACUGCGGCCGCUGGACGUGUGUACAGCCAUGGCGGACGACAACCGCGGCACUGUGCAGUACAGCUGCUGUGGCUUGGGAUGGGGAGUGCCAGGGGACAUCGCGGCCGAGUCGGAGAAGUUCCGAUGGAUGGGCACCAAGCGGUACGCGUUCCUCAAAGUAAAGCGCCUGCUCUUCCCCAAACGACACUCGGGGCGUCUGCAGUACGUACCCCUCAAGCCCCAGCCCCCGCUCCGCCCAUAUGACCAGAUAAAAAACUUGGGAGCGGACGACCAGUACGAUGUGGAGGAAGACAAUAUAUAUGACGGCAUCGCCAGUGUACGCAACGCCCACUUGAAAGCGGCGUCCAAACUCGCCGGCGCAGGUACACUUUCACCAUCUAAACAUAUCUGACUAUGAUACUACUGGACAAAAGGAAUGCUACGAGUCGUCAUGCUAUUGGCUGUUCGAUAUUGUCUUUCUUUUCCCCAAAAUUUGGGCUUUUGUGCUGGUUCUUUGCCAAAUCUAUGGAUCGAAUCUAUCUACUAAAUUGUGAUAUGUAAAAUAGUGUCCAGUGGUGAUUGUAAUAUCACACUAAUUUAACGUUGAUGAUGGUUUCCUGCAAUCUGAUUGGCUCAAUCCUUCUGCCGAUGAUUCUUGUGUAAUAUAUUUGGUUGUGCCGAUGCAUUCCUUCUCCAUAUCGGUCCAGUUUAAAAUAUAAACACAAGAAUAUUAUGCCAACAUCGUUAUUUACUGUGUACUUAUGCAUGAAUGAAUGUCAAAGUCGUGACAACAGGAAACACUGUAUGUCCUCUCCUUAUAUGGCUGUGUAUGGGUGGGUGUACAUACUACUAUUCGAGCUGUGUGGAUUAUAAGGACAACCGUAGUAUAUUGAGAUAUGGUAUUAAUAAAUAUCAAGC
Messenger RNA from Aphanomyces astaci, 2120 nucleotides. RefSeq lists its product as hypothetical. Bases 25 to 1614 code for a protein of 529 amino acids. The record is from RefSeq and is a predicted model, not a curated record. Gene Ontology annotation, cellular component: membrane; intracellular membrane-bounded organelle; cytoplasm. Gene Ontology annotation, biological process: sphingosine biosynthetic process. The transcript has 7 exons. Lineage: Eukaryota; Oomycota; Saprolegniomycetes; Saprolegniales; Verrucalvaceae. Gene Ontology annotation, molecular function: kinase activity.